Octodon degus (degu) is the source of this 1372-nucleotide messenger RNA. RefSeq names its product jouberin-like. NCBI's taxonomy places the organism in Eukaryota, Metazoa, Chordata, Mammalia, Rodentia, Octodontidae. The transcript has 7 exons. Gene Ontology annotation, cellular component: ciliary basal body. Bases 89 to 1372 code for a protein of 427 amino acids. Gene Ontology annotation, biological process: motile cilium assembly. The record is from RefSeq and is a predicted model, not a curated record.
GCAGAAAAUGAGUGCUGUCAGCUGAGCUAGGAUCCCAAUUGAGUCAGUGCUUUACCUUAUUUCUCAAUGCUCACCGUAAAGUUCAGCAAUGCCAACUGUUGAGAGUGAAGCCAAGGUAAAAACCAAAGUUCGCUUUGAAGAAUUAUUGAAGACCCACAAUGACUUAAUACGUGAAAAGAAAAAGCUGAAGAAAAAACUCAGAGAUGACAUCUCACUUGACAUUAUUAAAAGCAGCUCUCAGAGUAUUAAAGAAGCUAAAAGUGGUGAUGUAAGCUGUACUAGCGUUAAUACGCUGGAGAAGAGCAUGGGAGUUGCCAAGAACAAGCUGAGGAAUUCACAACUGGCACCUGAAAAUCCAAAUGGUGGUGUUAGUGAAGAGGAAGAUGAGGAGGGGAAGCCACACAAAAAUGUUCCAAAGGCAGCACAAAAAAGGGAACCACAGCCUCCUGAGAAGAAAAAUUCCAUGUAUCAGAAAUCGCGAACAAAGUCCCAGUCAGGUAUAGAGUAUCAGGAAAGUGGGAAAGCAAAUGAGGGGAGAGAAAAUAAUGAUAUGGUAAGAGGGGAAGAAGAACUGAUGCAAGCCUAUCAGCUCCAGGCAGCCGAAGAGAUGGCAAAGGAGAUUAAGAAGAAAAUAAGAAAGAAACUAGAUGAACAUUUAACCAACUUUUCCUCAGAUACUUUAUUGCCUGAUGACAAAUUGAGCAGUGAAAAAAAAAGAAAAAAAAAAAGGAAAGUUCCACUCCUGCCCAAAGCUGAAACAAGCACAUUGACUGUCUCUGAUGAUGCAGUGGAAAGUGAACAAAAGGAGGAAUCCUCAGGUGGAGCUGUUAUUUCAGAUUCUCACCAAGAUGGUGAAAUGAGCUCAAUGGAACAAAAUACAGAUGACAACUUGGCAAAGAACACAAAAUCCAAACCAAGGAAAAUAAAAAAGAAGACUAAAGCAGUUUCAGAUAAUAAUGAAGAAAUUAAUGAGGAUGGUGUCCAUGAGGUGACAAACCAAGACAAUCCAGCUAAUCCCAAAAAUAUACUUGAUAAUGGCCUUGUCUUAGGAGUUUACAUUCACCGAACUGAUCGACUGAAGUCAGAUUUUAUGAUUUCCCACCCAAUGGUAAAAAUUCAUGUGGUUGAUGAGAAAACUGGUCAGUAUGUCAAGAAAGGUGACAGUGAGCAUUCUGUGUCUUCCUACUGUGAAAAUGAGAAGGUGGAUUAUAUUCUUCCUAUCAUGACACAGCCAUAUGAUUUCAAACAGUUAACAUCAAGACUUCCAGAGUGGGAAGAACAAAUUAUAUUUAGUGAAAAAUUUCUCUAUUUGCUUCAAGAUAUUGAUGAGGGUCCUAAGGUGAUCCUUUUCUUUGAGGUACGAAUUGAAUAG